GUUUUAAGGUCCCCCAGUGAAAACGUUUUGAAAAAGUAGGGGAUAGAAUUUCGGGGGAGUGAUUUGUUGUAAUCAGAAAAAUGACAUCGGUCGUAGACGUCGCUGUCGAACAGAAUGGAAAUACCACAAAGAUGAUAUUCUACCCGCUGGUGUUGAUAGCAUCAGCGGUAUGGUUGUACCACCGAUGGCACAUGCAGUCAAGGAUGUCCAGGAUGGGCAAUAUGCUCCCAGGACCGACAGCUCUCCCGUUAUUCGGAAACGCCCUAAUGGCUCUAUUUAAAAAGCCUGAACAAUUCAUUAAACUUGGUUUUGAAUACGGUGACAAAUAUGGCUACGUGGUUCGUGGCUGGUUGGGUUCAAAGCUGAUCAUCUUUCUCGCAAACCCAGAAGAUGUCGAAGUUAUAUUGAACAGCCAAGUGCAUAUUGACAAGGCUUCGGAGUAUAGAUACUUUGAGCCUUGGCUAGGAGAAGGGCUUCUUAUCAGCUCAGGUGCUAAAUGGCGCUCACACAGAAAAAUGAUCGCUCCUACAUUCCAUAUAAAUAUCCUGAAAUCUUUCGUCGAUGUAUUCAACCAAAACAGUAAGAGUGUGGUUGAGAAGAUGCGGUCUGAAAUUGGGAAGACUUUUGAUGUUCACGACCACAUGAGUGGCGUUACAGUUGACAUCUUAUUGGAAACUGCAAUGGGCAUUACUAAAAAGACUCAGGAUCAAUCAAGCUUCGAUUAUGCGAUGGCUGUGAUGAAAAUGUGUGAUAUUAUCCACCAGAGGCAUUAUAAAUUCUGGUUGCGACUGGACAGUAUUUUCAAAUUCCACCCACUCUACAAAACACAGCAGAAACUUUUGGACAUUAUACAUGGACUUACUAAUAAGGUCAUUAAGCUGAAAAAGAAAAUCUACCAAGAAAACAAAGCUAAAGGUAUAAUCCCACCCAGUCUGCAAGAGUUGACUGAUGGCAGGGCUCUCAAUAACGAUACUGUUUUAGCGAACAAUGCUAAAACUCUGUCAGAUACAGUCUUCAAAGGCUACCGUGACGAUCUGGACUUCAACGACGAAAAUGACGUCGGUGAGAAAAAACGAUUGGCCUUUUUGGAUCUGAUGAUUGAAUCAGCUCAAAACGGUACCAACCAGAUCAGUGAUCAUGAGAUUAAAGAAGAAGUUGACACUAUUAUGUUCGAGGGACACGAUACUACUGCAGCUGGGUCUAGCUUCGUACUAUGCCUCUUGGGUCUUCACCAGGAUGUACAAGCCAAAGUUUACGAUGAGUUGUACCAGAUCUUCGGUGAUUCCGAUAGGCCCGCCACCUUCAAUGACACUCUACAAAUGAAAUACUUAGAGCGUGUGAUCCUUGAAACUCUUAGAAUGUACCCACCUGUACCUAUUAUUGCUAGAGAAUUGAAGAACGACGCUAAAAUCGUAACCAACAACUACGUGUUGCCUGCGGGAGCUACCAUAGUUAUAGCAACGUACGGCAUCCACCGCCACCCGCAACACUACAAGGACCCUGACACCUUCAACCCAGACAACUUCCUUCCUGAGAACAUGGCUAACAGGCACUACUACAGCUACAUACCCUUCAGCGCUGGACCCAGGAGUUGUGUCGGACGCAAGUACGCUCUUCUAAAACUGAAGAUUCUGCUGUCAACCAUCUUGAGAAACUACAAAACAAUUUCUGACAUUCCUGAAGAGGAUUUCCAGCUUAAGGGAGAUAUCAUUCUGAAGAGGUCGGAUGGGUUCAGGAUCAGAAUCGAACCAAGAGUAAGGGUCCCAUCCAACGCAGCUUAACUUAUUUGUAAAACUUGAUACAUAAACAUACUUAAAUAGGUUGUUUAAUUGUGGUCGAUGUCAAGACUAUUAGAGCUAAGCCUGAUUUUUUAUAUUAUCUUUAACCAGAAUGAAAACUAAUUUAAAUCACCAAAAAGGUCGAUAAUACCAGAAAAAUAGAUAAGAAGAAAAUGUGGAUAUCACAAAAACCUUGAAAAAUUAAAUUUAUCAAAAAAAACUUUUUUAAAAUAUUUUUUAUUUAACGGAAACUUGUAUUUUUUAAUUUA
Messenger RNA from Spodoptera exigua (beet armyworm), 2047 nucleotides. The record is from the annotation of a GenBank genome assembly. Lineage: Eukaryota; Metazoa; Arthropoda; Insecta; Lepidoptera; Noctuidae.